Messenger RNA from Acanthocheilonema viteae, 1791 nucleotides. Lineage: Eukaryota; Metazoa; Nematoda; Chromadorea; Rhabditida; Onchocercidae. The record is from the annotation of a GenBank genome assembly.
AUGGAAAUAUCGGAUGAUACGUUCUCUCAGCGGACUCGAUUGAGACAGUUUGAAUUAAUCGUGGAGAAGAAAAGUAUUUUCGUAAAUGCUCACUAUCUAGCGGAAUUGUCGCCUUAUUUCAAAAUGCUCUGUUUUGAAGAUACAUUUCGGGAAGCUCAGAAUGGUCGAGCUGAGAUAGAAGAUGAAGCGUAUGAUGAAGUUAUUGAAUUACUUCGCUUUAUAUGUCCCAACGAUGAUUAUGUUAUCAAUAAAAGUAUUACGGGUAUGAUUCUUGCAAAUUUCACCAUGUUUGAGUUACGAGAUUUACGGCGUCAGCUUGAAAGUUACGUUCAAAAUGAAGUUCGUAUGGAGAAAUACAAACCAAGAGAUGAAAAUUUAUUGGAAAUGAUCGUUGAAGCAAUGAAUGCUUCUUUUCCACCAAGCCUUAUGGAUAUCAUGUAUCAAAAGUUGGCUCGAAUUGAUUUGGAUCAUGUUAAGGCUCUUAUCAAAGAUCUCCCAAAUCGAUAUUCGCAAGCAAUAUUAGAAGGUGUUCAAAAAUUCAUCCAAAAAGCUUCGGUUAUUUGUUUAUAUGAGUUGAGGAUGAGUGGAUGCAUUAAAUUCUUACGAGAAAUUGUAAAUAAUGUCCCAAAUAGCGGUCGUAAAAUAGCAACUGAGCAUGUACUUUCAAACAUCACCUAUCUUUUCCGCUGGACUAUACCAAUUGUUCGACCCGCUGGUGCCUCAUUUUUCCAACAAACACAUUUUUAUACAACAUACGAAGCAUUUGCUUACGAAUGGACAAUUAACUUCAUAGGAUCACCACAGUGGCCAGAAAUGAAGACAGUCUGGAGAUUAUUUCUCGAUCACUGUAAAGUAUUUAAUCAACCAACUCCAUUAGCAAUAGUAUUUAAGUUGCAGUUGGUAAAAGGUGAAGAAUGUUCACCACAAAUUGCAUCAGUACCGGAUGCAUAUCAUUCAACAUUUUUUUCCAACGGAAAUUACCGCCUUUUUGAGGGGAAUCCGCUACUCACUUUACUCACAGAAGCCUUCGAUAUACAUUCACGAUGGCAAGGUGGUCGUGCAAUGCUGACCGUUGAAAUGAGUUUUGCGGCUAGUGAUUUUCAAAUACAGCUGAAUGAAACUUUACCAAUACAGUCAUUGCUGAAAGAUGGCGAUUUCCGAAAGAAACUUAAAGACAUUCACGAUAAUAUUGCACCAGAUUUCAUAUUCAAAACAUUGGAUGGUGAAAUUCAAUCAUAUAAGAGUUUAUUGUAUAUAUCGUCACCGUAUUUCCGCGAUUUGUUCAACUCCGAUAAUAUUACAUUAAAUCAAAUCACCCUUAAUUAUAGACGUGAAGCUGUUCUACAGACCCUGUCCUACAUGAUCUUUGGCGUAUUUGAAUCAUCCGAAAUAGUUGAUUCGGAAUUGAUACCACAAAUGCUGAAAUGUGCCAAACAAUUCCAAUUACGAAUGACCCAAUUUGAUGAUGAUAUUGGACGAGUGCUAAUAUUUCAACUUUUAAAAAAUUUGGAUAAUUUGGAUAAAAUAAUCAAAAUUUUAUCGUUAACUCAUCGACAACAAUCGUAUUAUCAGGUGAAGCGAAUGUGCAUUGCGAUGAUUGUUGAGAAGCAUUAUCGAAGAUUUGUCCAAGAAUAUAAUAGUGAUGCAGUUGGUGAGAAAUUGGAUAUUUUUGAACGCUUGUCAUCAGCGACAGUGCCCAGUUUAUCACCAGUUAAUCGUAUACAUAGCAUAUAUCGAGGUACCACAGCAUGUCAACGAAUAUUACAUUAUAAAAAAUAUAGCAGUAAAUAA